Amaranthus tricolor (Joseph's coat) is the source of this 2453-nucleotide messenger RNA. RefSeq names its product serine/threonine-protein kinase Nek2-like. The transcript has 15 exons. Lineage: Eukaryota; Viridiplantae; Streptophyta; Magnoliopsida; Caryophyllales; Amaranthaceae. Bases 314 to 2131 code for a protein of 605 amino acids. Gene Ontology annotation, molecular function: ATP binding; protein kinase activity. The record is from RefSeq and is a predicted model, not a curated record. Gene Ontology annotation, biological process: protein phosphorylation.
ACACUACUUUGCUUUACUAUCCUGUCUUUUUCAGGAUCCUCCUCUUCUUACUCUACUCUUUCUUUUGACUCUUAAAAGACUGCAUUUUUCUUCAUUUUUUGAAGUUUUGAAUUGCUUAAAACUUGACUUUCUUUCACUUUAUCUUUUUUUUUUUAAUUCAUUCUUACCAAUUUCUGCUAUUUUCUUUGCCAUUGAUACUUGUUGAAGAGCGGGAAAAGAAGCACAAAGAGAUCUGUUUUACUUCAAUAUGCUUCAUUUUUAGGAGUAAAGUUGUUCCUUAGGCACCGUGAUUGAAAGGCCUUGGUAGUAAAAAAUGGAGCAGUAUGAGAUACUAGAACAAAUCGGCAAGGGUGCGUUUGGUUCAGCACUUCUUGUACGACACAAACUCGAAAAAAAGAAGUAUGUCCUGAAGAAGAUCCGACUUGCUCGUCAGACCGACAGAACACGCAGAUCUGCUCACCAAGAGAAAGAGCUGAUUUCUAAAAUAAGGAAUCCUUUCAUAGUAGAGUACAAGGACUCGUGGGUUGAGAAGGGUUGCUAUGUCUGCAUCAUUAUUGGUUACUGUGAAGGAGGUGACAUGGCGGAUGCCAUCAAGAGAGCUAACUGCAUUCACUUCAACGAAGAGAAACUUUGCAAGUGGCUUGUUCAGCUUCUAAUGGCUCUGGAUUACUUACAUAUGAACCACAUUCUGCAUCGAGAUGUCAAGUGCUCAAAUAUAUUUUUGACUAAGGAUCAAGAUAUUCGUCUUGGUGAUUUUGGUCUAGCCAAAUUAUUAACUUCAGAUGAUCUUGCUUCUUCUGUGGUUGGAACUCCUAGUUACAUGUGCCCUGAACUUCUCGCUGAUAUACCGUAUGGCUCAAAGUCUGACAUUUGGUCAUUAGGUUGCUGCAUUUACGAAAUGGCUGCUUUGAGACCCGCCUUUAAGGCUUUUGACAUGCAAUCCCUGAUCAACAAAAUAAAUAAGUCGAUUGUUUCCCCACUUCCUACCAUGUAUACUGGUGGAUUUAGAGGUCUUGUUAAGAGCAUGCUGCGGAAAAACCCUGAUAUCCGGCCGAGUGCCGCUGAACUUCUAAGGCAUCCUCAUCUUCAACCACACGUUUUUAAAAUUAAUCUGAAGUUUGGGAGCCCUAGAAGAAACACAUUACCAAUAUCCUAUUACGAUAACCCAAGGAAAACUAGAUUCCUCGAGGCUGAGGAAACUCCUAAGAUUGUUGACAGAGAGAAUCGGAGAUCGUCAUAUAGUAAUGACCGAACCCAGAACCCUAGCAUAUCCGAGGCUGAAUUGGACUCUCCAUAUUCUAUCAAACCACAUCGGGAAUUUUCUACUUAUCAAAAGUUCACCGAGAUGUCUAUUGGUAGCACCCACAAGGAAAUUGGUGUUGAUAAGCCAGUAGUUUCCAAGGCUUCGACUAUUGCAAAAUCCCCUAGGUUAUCAACACCUGUAAAAGGCUCUACUGCUUUUAGGAGGUUGUCCGCACCCUCUAAGAUCUCGUCUAAUACGUCCAAUCGUACCUCUAUUCCCGUGACACACACUCCAACGACUAAAUAUUCGCGAUCAGCGCGUAGAGUUUCCCUUCCUCUGUCGAUCUCAAGCAACAAGGCGCCAGAUCAUAACACUCGAUAUAAAUCCAAUCUCGGUUUCCUUCACAGUGUUGAAUCUCCCGAUGUAUCUGUCAAUGCACCACACAUUGACAAAAUGACCGAGUUCCCAUUAGCAUCUUCCGAGAGUCCCCAUUACCCUGUAAAUAGAACUUCAUCAACCUCUGCUCAGUGCUCUUCCACAUCCCCAAAUGUCGCUGACCGAUCACUGAUGAAGGACAAGUGUACCGUGCAGACACGUGAAAGGGCCUCGACUAAGCCCAAUUUGGUCAAUGAACAUUCAGAGCAGAAUCAAGUCAGUGGGUUAUCGAGCAAAUCGUCAUCAGAUUCCAGGCAGCGACGGUUUGAUACCACCUCAUAUCAACAACGUGCUGAAGCGUUGGAAGGUUUGCUCGAGUUCAGUGCCCGGCUCUUGCAGCAGGAGAGAUACGAUGAACUUAAUGUGCUUUUGAAGCCUUUCGGCCCUGGAAAGGUGUCUCCAAGAGAAACGGCGAUUUGGUUGGCGAAAAGCAUUAAAGAGACUGGUGCCUAGCUGUGGUACCAAGUUUCUUGCACUACUAGUGCCCUUGUAUAUUGGCUACGGCUAGUUAUGUUAGAUCGUUUGUAUAAGGCGUGAACCGGUUAAUGUAGAUGUUAGGAUCAAAAUUCUUGGUAGGGAUUUUGGUGUUUCUGUCUAAUGUUCGGUUUGAUGAUGCUUCAAGCAGCUUUUCGACUUCGAGUUGCUGUUGCUUUUACUUGUGUAAUCCGCGUGCUAACCAUUGACCAAUAACCAUUGAAAGUGCUAGCAUAAGGUGCUAGGAAGGCACUUGUAUAAUGCGUUUUCCGCUAUUCAAAUCAAAUGUCUUAUCUUAUCA